Messenger RNA from Oryctolagus cuniculus (rabbit), 2750 nucleotides. RefSeq names its product RAP1 GTPase activating protein (gene RAP1GAP). Gene Ontology annotation, cellular component: cytoplasm; membrane. Gene Ontology annotation, molecular function: GTPase activator activity. Gene Ontology annotation, biological process: regulation of small GTPase mediated signal transduction. The record is from RefSeq and is a predicted model, not a curated record. Lineage: Eukaryota; Metazoa; Chordata; Mammalia; Lagomorpha; Leporidae.
CGCCCCCACCCCGAACUGCGGCGGCGGCGGCGGCGGCGAGCGCCGAGCGCGUCCGAGCAGAGCUGCAGCGGCCGCCGCGGGCACCGGAGUGCCGAAGCCCAGGACGCCCCCGGCCCGGGCCCGCGGGGUGGACAAGUCCUUCUCCCCUCGUCGGAGUGUGUGGAAGAGUGAUGGACAGAACCAGCGCUUCCCUCAGGCACUAGGCCUAUCACAGGGGGACUUGGCUCCCUUGCCAGCCGCUUCACCCUACCCUAAGAACACAGAUCUGUUUGAAAUGAUUGAAAAGAUGCAGGGAAGCAGGAUGGAUGAACAGCGGUGCUCCUUCCCGCCACCCCUCAAAACGGAGGAGGACUACAUUCCCUACCCAAGCGUCCAUGAGGUCCUGGGGCGAGAAGGGCCCUUCCCCCUCAUCCUGCUGCCCCAGUUUGGGGGCUACUGGAUUGAAGGCACCAACCACGAAAUCACCAGCAUCCCCGAGACCGAGCCGCUGCAGUCGCCCACGACCAAGGUCAAGCUCGAGUGCAACCCCACGGCCCGCAUCUACCGGAAGCACUUUCUUGGCAAGGAGCAUUUCAAUUACUACUCACUGGACACUGCCCUCGGCCACCUUGUCUUCUCGCUCAAGUAUGAUGUCAUCGGGGACCAAGAGCACCUGCGGCUGCUGCUCAGGACCAAAUGCCGGACCUACCACGACGUCAUCCCCAUCUCUUGCCUCACCGAGUUCCCCAACGUGGUCCAGAUGGCAAAGCUGGUGUGUGAAGACGUCAAUGUGGACCGAUUUUACCCUGUGCUCUACCCCAAGGCUUCCCGCCUCAUCGUCACCUUUGAUGAGCAUGUCAUCAGCAAUAACUUCAAGUUUGGAGUCAUUUAUCAGAAGCUUGGGCAGACCUCCGAGGAAGAACUCUUCAGCACCAAUGAGGAGAGCCCCGCCUUCGUGGAGUUCCUGGAAUUUCUUGGCCAGAAGGUCAAACUGCAGGACUUCAAGGGGUUCCGAGGAGGCCUGGACGUGACCCACGGGCAGACGGGAACCGAGUCUGUGUACUGCAACUUCCGCAACAAGGAGAUCAUGUUUCACGUGUCCACCAAGCUGCCCUACACAGAAGGGGACGCCCAGCAGUUGCAGCGCAAGCGGCACAUUGGGAACGACAUCGUGGCCGUGGUCUUCCAGGACGAGAACACGCCCUUCGUGCCCGACAUGAUCGCGUCCAACUUCCUGCAUGCCUACGUGGUGGUGCAGGCCGAGGGCGGCGGCCCCGAUGGCCCCCUCUACAAGGUCUCUGUCACCGCAAGAGACGACGUGCCCUUCUUCGGACCCCCUCUCCCAGACCCCGCCGUGUUUCGGAAGGGCCCUGAGUUCCAGGAAUUUCUGCUGACAAAGCUGAUCAAUGCGGAGUAUGCCUGCUACAAGGCAGAGAAGUUUGCCAAACUGGAGGAGCGGACCCGGGCCGCCCUCCUGGAGACGCUCUAUGAGGAACUGCACCUCCACAGCCAGUCCAUGAUGGGCCUGGGCGGCGACGAGGACAAGAUGGAGAAUGGCGGCGGCGGCGGCGGCUUCUUUGAGUCUUUCAAGCGCGUCAUCCGGAGCCGCAGCCAGUCCAUGGACGCCAUGGGGCUGAGCAACAAGAAGCCCAACACGGUGUCCACCAGCCACAGCGGGAGCUUCACGCCCAACAACCCCGACCUGGCCAAGGCUGCUGGAAUAUCAUUGCUUAUUCCCGGGAAAAGCGCGAGUAGAUUCGGACGCCGGGGCAGUGCCAUAGGCAUAGGAACCGUGGAAGAGUCGCUGAUUGUCCCUGGGAAGAGCCCCACAAGGAAGAAGUCGGGCCCGUUCGGCUCGCGCCGCAGCAGCGCCAUCGGCAUUGAGAACAUUCAGGAAGUGCAGGAGAAGAGGGAGAGCCCCCCGGCUGGCCAGAAGACCCCAGACAGCGGGCACGUCUCCCAGGAGCCCAAGUCAGAGAACUCGUCCACACAGAGCUCCCCAGAGAUGCCCACAACCAAGAACAGAGCGGAGACCACGGCGCAGAGGGCAGAGGUGCUGAAGGACUUCUCCCGCUCCUCGUCCAGUGCCAGCAGCUUUGCCAGUGUGGUGGAGGAGACGGAGGCCGUGGACGGGGACGACACGGGCCUGGAGAGCGUCUCGUCCUCGGGGACACCGCACAAGCGGGACUCAUUCAUCUACAGCACGUGGCUGGAAGACAGCGCCAGCACCGCCAGUGGGGGCAGCUCCCCAGGCCCCUCGCGGUCACCCCACCCAGACGCCGGCAAGCCGGGGGACCCUGCCUGUCCUGAGAUUAAGAUCCAGCUGGAAGUGUCUGAGCCGCACACGCCCCAGCUGGGCUGUUAGCCAGGCCAGCCCCUGCAGAUGAGGCCGCAGAAACACAAGCUGAAGAGGCUGUGUCAAGUUGAGACAGAUGGGACCUCUGCGCCCACGGCCCCCCGCCUUCCCCUGGGCCCACCCAUCUGGGCUGUCUCUGCAGGGCAGAGCCAUCCAGACCUGGGAGCAGAGAGGCUGCGGGCGUCAUCCCCACCCCCCAGGCUGGGGGUCUGGGCUGGGGCAAGGCCUGCUCACCCCUCCCAAGGGCCUCCAUCAGCCCCGGGUGCCUCUGUACUCAGGGGAGCGAGGUGGGAGAGGGUGCCCCUACCUCGGAGGCAGCAGGAUGUGGGGUGGGCUGGGAGUCUCGAGCCCUGGCUUCUGACUUGGGUUCUGCUGUGUGACUCUGGACGAGUUGCUCUCCCUCUCUGGGCAUCUC